Molecule: messenger RNA, 467 nt
Organism: Raphanus sativus (radish)
Lineage: Eukaryota; Viridiplantae; Streptophyta; Magnoliopsida; Brassicales; Brassicaceae
Exons: 3
Coding region: 108-332 (74 amino acids)
Source: RefSeq, a predicted model, not a curated record
CUCUCGAGUCUUUCGCUUUUACAUUUUUGACUCUUGCUCUGACUUCCUGGAAAAUUCCCAUCGCUUUCAACUUCUCUGGGUCUUUGAAUCGUAUAGAGUGCUUAAAAAUGGGAAGAGAAAAGAGUCCUGGCUUGAAGAUCCUCUGGGUCUGGACUCUCGGCACUGCUGCUAUAUUGGUGGCUAGUGUUGUCCGCACAAGGAUGCAUGACAUGGAGUCUAUGAUGAACCAAGAACAAGCACCACCCAAACCAAACCAGCACAUAAAUGCAGCUGAUUCGGAUGUAACAGUUUUGCCUGAGUCAGAUCGGGAAAUUGCCAGAGAACUCAAAUGAAUAACAGUCAUGGUUCUAUGGUUUUUCUUUUUUUGUUUCUUCUCUUCCUUUUUCAUUGGCUUGUGCUCUGUGAAGAUGAUGUUUUAAUGGUUUUUGUACGUGUCUAGUUUGCAUCUAUAACUAGAAUAUUUGAUA